This is a messenger RNA of Culex pipiens pallens (northern house mosquito), 1802 nucleotides long. RefSeq names its product alkaline phosphatase-like. NCBI's taxonomy places the organism in Eukaryota, Metazoa, Arthropoda, Insecta, Diptera, Culicidae. Gene Ontology annotation, molecular function: alkaline phosphatase activity. Gene Ontology annotation, biological process: dephosphorylation. The record is from RefSeq and is a predicted model, not a curated record. The coding region runs from base 114 to 1709 and encodes 531 amino acids. The transcript has 3 exons.
GUACACAUCGAGGAACAACAGACUCGUGUGCUCUGUUCAGUCUUUAGCCAUCUUAGCAGGGCAAUACACAAUGUUUCUGCACUUUUGUUUUGUUUUAUCGUUACUUUUGUGUAAUGUCCACGGCCACCAAAAUCAAGAAUUUCUCCAACACCUGGUGGAGCCAGAGGAACCCAGAGGGGAACGACACGGUGAUUAUGCACCCACCGCCAGUGAGUUUACCAACGGAUGAGAAGGAGACUUUGCGCCAAAAGAGAUUGAUUUCGGCAUCCGAGUACGAGAAAACCGCCCAAUUUUGGAACGUCGGAGCCCAGUUGAAGCUGAAGGAACAACUGCUGAAGCGCACCAAUCGUAACGUGGCCAAGAAUGUGAUAUUUUUCCUUGGCGAUGGGAUGUCGAUUCCCACCCUGGCGGCCAGUAGGAUGUACCUCGGGCAGAUGCAUGGUCACACCGGUGAAGAAACGCAACUAUCCUUCGAAGAGUUCCCAGACGUCGGCCUGGUGAAGACGUACUGUGUGGAUAAACAAGUUGCAGAUUCUGCAUGCUCGGCCACGGCAUACCUUACUGGGGUGAAGGCAAAUUAUGCCACCAUUGGUGUCACUGCUGCGGUUAAAUACAACAAUUGUGUCGAUAGCAGUGACCCGAAGAAUCAUGUCCAGUCAAUAAUGAGCUGGGCGCAGGCCGCCGGUAAAGGAACCGGAAUUGUCACCACCACAAGAGUCACGCACGCAAGCCCGGCCGGAACCUACGCUCACGUGGCGAACCGAGAUUGGGAAAGUGACGCCGACGUCGAGGCCAAAGUGGAAGACUCUUCGCAGUGUCAGGAUAUUGCUUCCCAGUUGGUGCGGAAUGAACCCGGGAAGAACUUUAACGUCAUUCUGGGUGGAGGUAGGAGAAAGUUUAUACCGAAAAACGAAAAGGAUGUCUCGGGGAAGCCAGGCCAGCGGAUGGACUCUGCAAACCUCAUCUCGGAAUGGUUCUACAGCAAACCGAUGGGAACGGCCAGAUACGUUACCAACAAGCGUGACCUCAUGGGUAUCAACUUUAACGAAACCGAAUAUCUGAUGGGACUCUUCAACUCGGAUCAUCUCAAAUACCACAUGGACAGUGACCCUUCGGAGGAUCCUUCGCUUAGUGACCUGACCUACGCAGCAAUCAAAAGCCUCGAGAAGCACCGAAACGGGUAUGUUCUGUUCAUCGAGGGUGGCAAAAUCGAUCUGGCCCAUCACGAAACCAAAGCCCGCAAAUCUCUCGACGAAACGGUACAAUUCUCGGAGGCAGUUUUACUCGCCACUCAGCUAACCAAUUCGGACAACACACUGAUUGUCGUAACAGCGGAUCAUUCCCACGUAAUGUCCCUCGCCGGUUAUUCAAAGCGUGGACACGAUAUUCUCGACAUUAGUGACUCAAUCAGUGACGUCGAUAAGAAAGCGUACACCACUCUUUCGUACGCCAACGGACCCGGAGGACCAGGCCCGGAUGAGAAAGGCCAUCGGCGGAACAUUACGCAGCAGAUGGUCAAGAACAAAGAGUUCCAGUAUCCGAAGAUGGUGCCGCUCAAGUAUGAAACCCACGGUGGCGACGAUGUCGCGCUCUUUGCGUAUGGUCCUUGGUCUCACCUGUUUGGCGGCAUGUACGAGCAAAACGUUAUCCCACACUUGAUUGGAUAUGCAGCUUGCAUUGGAGAUGGUCUAACCGCGUGUAAACGGUAGUUUGUUUGUAAGUUUUAUCUUUCUAAAGUAUUCCUUUUUAGUUUUGUAACAUGUGUCAUAACUUAAAAAUAAACAGUAAGAUGUUAAGUUUAA